AUGUCUUCCUAUUCUGCCAAAAGCGCCACUCGUAGAGGAUCCGUUGUGCCACCGCUGGCAGGUGUCGACCGUCCUACUAUCGAAACAGUGCCUGAAACUUGCGACGUUUUGAUCUGCGGCACUGGUCUCGUAGAAAGCGUCCUUGCCGCCGCGCUUGCCUGGCAGGGAACAAACGUUUUGCACAUUGAUGCAAACUCUUUCUACGGAGAUACCUCUGCGUGUUUGAACAUGAAAGAGCUCCAACACUGGCUCAACGAUGUAGCAAAUGGCGCAGAUAAUCUGAACAUGAAUGCACAGCUCUAUGUUCCGCGACCAAUGGAUACCAAACGCUACCUGGUGGAUCUGGCCCCUCACAUUCUGUUUGCCAAGAGUGACAUGCUGGAUGUCCUGAUCAAAUCGCGGGUUUUUAAAUACCUUGAAUUCAAACCCUUGGGUCAAUUCCACACGUAUCAACGAGACAGCUUCGAGAAAGUGUCGGGCAACAAACAAGAGAUUUUCACCGACCAAACUCUCUCCGCUACCACCAAGCGCAAUCUCAUGAAGUUCAUCAAGUUCAUUGCCGAAUGGAAAAUUGACGAGGAAAUGUACAAGUCACUUGGUGGCGUUCCUGCCGAUGAGUUUAUGUCGGCCAAGUUCAAAUUGGAGGAACAGCAGAUUACCGAGCUUGUGGUGGCAAUUGGCCUCUGCGACACUAUUCAUGUUCCAGCUUCGCUGGCGUUGACCCGAAUUCGUCGGUACCUGCUAUCCCUGGAUAUUUACGGCCACUUCCCAGUGUUGUAUUCGAUGUAUGGAUCGGGAGGUGAACUGGCCCAAGGGUUUUGUCGGUCGGCGGCAGUUGCUGGGGCGACCUACAAAUUAGGGGUCCAGCUGACAGCCUUCGAUGAGAGUAGCAAUAUCGCCACUUUGAGCGACGGAUCGCGGGUCCAAGUGGCUGAAAAGGUAUUCUUGUCGCCUUCACAACCCUCGCCUGUUCGGCCGCUACGCUCCGUGCAACUGGCCGACCAGCACACCACGCGACUGGUCGCAGUGGUGAGCAAUGAAUGUAAAGAGUGGUUCGCUGAACAUGAAAGUGCUGCAGUCGUUGUGUUCCCGCCAGGUACACUGGCUGGAGACAACGAACAAGCCGUACACACCGUCGUUUACGGUCCCGGAUCAGGCCAGGUGCCCGCGGGAUAUUCGUGCUGGUACUUGAGCACUAACGAAAAGGACCUUGUACGGGCACGCAAGGACCUGGGCGAUGCACUAGAGCGGCUGGAGGCGUCCAUUCUUCGGGAGUCGACGACCGACUUUGAUCUGGGGCCUCUCAGCGAAAACGACGUCGCCUUCCGACCGGACGGCACCCCUGUUGUAUCGUCGGUCAGAUUGGGCCAGAGCAUGCAGAACUUUGUGCCCAAACAGAAGCUCCAAUACCUGUUCAAGCUCGGCUACACGCAGGCGUCGUCGGGCAGCCCUUGUGAGCCCAAACCCUUGCAAGGCUUCAAAACUGUGCUGGAAGUGCCUCCUCAGCUGAAUGAAAUCAGUUACGAUGGCAUGGUUGAGCAGGCUCGCAAACUCUACGAAGCGGUUGUGGGCUCAGAUGACGACUUUUUCGACGUCGAUUUCGAAGACGAGGACGCCGAGGAAGAAGCCACUCCAGCCCCUGCCGACGACGACCAGAUGAUGCCAAUGGAUCUCUAA
Molecule: messenger RNA, 1677 nt
Organism: Wickerhamiella sorbophila
Lineage: Eukaryota; Fungi; Ascomycota; Dipodascomycetes; Dipodascales; Trichomonascaceae
Product: Rab proteins geranylgeranyltransferase component A
Exons: 1
Coding region: 1-1677 (558 amino acids)
Biological process (GO): vesicle-mediated transport; small GTPase-mediated signal transduction; protein geranylgeranylation
Cellular component (GO): Rab-protein geranylgeranyltransferase complex; nucleus; cytoplasm
Molecular function (GO): GDP-dissociation inhibitor activity
Source: RefSeq, a predicted model, not a curated record